CGACUGCGAGCCGGGAUGGAGGACAGCGACGGCUGCGAGGAGAGCCUGUUCUCGCUGGAGCUUCUGGUGGAGUCGGCGCGCGUGGAGCCGCGGCUGCUGCCGACGCCCAUGCCGGCCAGCAGGCCCUUCCGCCCUGCGGUGGCGCUGCGGCUGCUGGACUUCCCGACCCUCCUGGUACGCGCCCCGCACUCGGUGCCGGGCCCGCUGGUGCCCUUCGGCCGGGGCAAGUCGUGCCUCUUCCGGCUGCGGCCGGCCGCCCUCAAGGGUCUCCUGAGGCGCUCCCCGCUCUACGCGCUGCUGCUGGCGCUGCCGCCGGGACAAGGCCCCGCCCGCCUGCUGGGCACCUCCAGCGUCUCCCUGGCGGCCGCCGCCGAGGAGCUGCUGCUGGGGAGCGGCCCCGGGGGGCGAAGGGGGAAGUUUCCGCUGAGGGACCUGAUGGGAGAGCCGGUGGGAGAACUGGGCCUCAGCUACCGCCUGAGCAACUUGGGGCCCUGCCUGCUGGGGCACUUGGGGCAGGGGGCAGCCCCUGGGGAGCCCCACAUCGAGGAGCGACACAGACCACCACCUCGCCCGUCGAGUGUCCACAGUGACAGAGGAGUCAACCUGGAGCUUAUCCCAGAGGGAGAAGAAGACCAGCAGGACCCUGCCCCGGAAGGUGGCAGCACGGAGUCCUUAAGCAGCACCCUUACGGAACAACAGCCCCCCAGCCUUGUUGUGCAGAAAGCAGCCCAAGAGUUGGAGAUUUUGAGCAACAUCUUCUGCCCCCCGCCAAUGUACUAUAACCGCCCGGCUGAAAAUCCUUGCUCCACGCCAAAAGCUGCGGCGUCAGGGAUGGUGUCGGUGGCUGCACCUCGCGAACCUUUUCCAGAAGAAGAAAUCGCCUUUCCCUCUGCAGAGCCUAUUAAGGAGGAGCCUUCAGGUAGUGUCCCGGAGCCUGCCUUGGCAUCUCCAGCGCUUAGCCAUGAUCAGCUCAGACAAACCUUGAGCCAGCUGCCUUUGCUGAAUGCUUUGUUGGUGGAACUGUCCCUGCUGAGCAACCAGUCGCUGCAGCCAGGGCCGUCUACUGUGCACCCUCAGUUAGCGUGGCUAUACCAAAAUGUAGCAGAUGGUACAAAAGCCCCGCCCUCAAGUGUCAAGAGUUUAUGUCCCUUCCGGGAAUAUAAAAAACCCUCUCCUAAUCAUAAAGAGAGAGGAAGGUCUCCUAGCCCAAAGAUAAAAAGAAAUCGCCCAGAUCAUUUAAAAUGCAUGUAUCCCUCCAUGCAUGUUACAGGCCCUAGUAAAGGAUUCACAAAAAUGGAAAGAAGUGGCAAUCUUGAGAAAAACAAUACCAAGGAAAACUCUUCCCCUAGACGAAAGCUUACAUAUGGGCUGACAAAUACUCUAAAACUUCGUUUGCUGCGCUCCAAUCCAGUCAUGUUAAAAGUGCAUGAAAAAAGGGAACAUCGUAGAAAAAAGCAAGGAGACCUCACCAUUGAAAGGAAAGGCAAAAGCUCUUCAAAUAAAGGGAAACUAUUGCGGAGCUCUCCUGAGCGCCAUUCAAAGUCUUCUUGGCAAUUUGAUGAAAAAAGCAUGUCUGAAGAAAAUGCUCAAAUAAAUGAAAAUGUUGAGACUCUAAUACAAAGCAGUACUGACCAAGAUUACUCUGCCACCAUAAAGGGACUAACCUGUGAUCUCAAAAAAAAAGUUGCAGCCCGCCGUGUAAAGAGUAGUGAAAAUGCAAAACAGAAGAGCUUUCCUGAAAGUUUUGGCUCUUCUCAUAAAGAAAAGAGUUUGAAAGUCCAUCUGCCGAGAGUCUGUUUGCAGGAUACUAAUGCCCUUGAAAGUAAAAUUGAUACAGAAGAAGAAAAAUGUGUACUGAAAACUAAUUGGGAUGCUUCAAGCCUUCGUAAUGAUAGCCAAAGCAACAACUUUGAAAGCAGCCAUGGACUUAAGAAUUCAAGUGAUGUGGUUCUUGGCUCUGAAAAUGCAGCCUAUUCAGAAGAUUUCACCAAUGUUGACAGUUCAGGCACAGCCUUAGAAACUCAAGAGAGCAUCUCUGAACCUUUGCUAAUAAACCCAAAUCAAAGCCAGUCUGUUAUGGACUCGGAUUCUAAAAUGUCUGAAAGAAGUAUGACUACUGAAAGCAUUUCACCCCCUGUUCCAGUUCCCUCAGAUACAUCUCCUAUCCAAUCUCUUAAAAAGACCUAUUAUUCAAAAUAUAAUGAAAAAACCACAGGUGUUGCUCUUAAUGAAUUUGAUCAUGAUUCUCCUUCUGCAAGAGUUUCAAAGGAGGAACCUGCAGCUCAGCGGGCCAACAAGGAAGGGAGCAAAGAUAUGCAGACCUUGGGGGAGGAACAAGUUCCCUCUGAGAUAAAUAAUAGUGUAGAAAAAGGCGAAUCUUCUGUGGAAAAAAGCCAGUCAAUAAGGACAUCUCAAGUUAGCUCUUACUUGCCCUCCAGUGUGUCUGAUGUUGAUCUUAGUGGGUUAGAAGAAAGCAAUCCAUCUGAAAAAGAAAAAGAUGAUAAUUUUGAGAUGGUGGAUAUUACUAAUCAAUAUAGACACAUCAGUGAAUUAGUAGUAAACAAGCUUCCAGGAUACACAAUGUAAUUACCAAUAAUAAUGACCAGAUCAAAGUGAAAA
This is a messenger RNA of Lacerta agilis (Sand lizard), 2619 nucleotides long. RefSeq names its product microtubule associated protein 10 (gene MAP10). Gene Ontology annotation, molecular function: microtubule binding. Gene Ontology annotation, cellular component: mitotic spindle pole; cytoplasmic microtubule; midbody. Bases 16 to 2586 code for a protein of 856 amino acids. The record is from RefSeq and is a predicted model, not a curated record. Gene Ontology annotation, biological process: cytoplasmic microtubule organization; positive regulation of cytokinesis; mitotic spindle midzone assembly. The transcript has a single exon. Lineage: Eukaryota; Metazoa; Chordata; Lepidosauria; Squamata; Lacertidae.